AUGGUUCUGUUGAAUAGGAUUUCUGAUGCUUUAGAAGUGAUUGAAUCCAAGAAAGGUGGCCUCAGAAAAGCACUUUUAACAUUGUUGUUAGAGUGGAAAUAUUUUGAACAACACUUGGAUUUGAGCCAAACAUGUUUUCAAGAAUGCUUUGUCGAGCUCAAAUCCAGGGAGAAGCAUCUGUGUUCUAUUCAAGAAUCAAUACAUGAAAGUUCAAAGGAACUUGAAUUAAUCAGAGAAUCACUAAACUUGAAGCGCAAACAAGUUGAGGAUAAAGAAAGUGAGAUUUUAGGAUAUGUUGAAGACUUGAAACUAAGAGAGAACAAAUUCAGUGUCGUUCAAGAGGAGGCAGUCCAACAACUUCAUCUCAGAGAGGAGAAACUGAACGAGAAAGAGAAUUUGAUUCGAGGUAUUUUUGCCAAAGUGAGAUAUGAGCAACAAACAUUUGAGAAAAGGCUUAAGGAGAUUGGUCUAAAAGAGAAGAAAUUGAAGCAACAAGAUAAUGGACUUAAACUAAGAGAAAAAGUUGAUUCUGCUCUUCUUUUCAGUGAACAUAAACCAAAAGAACUUGGCUUGAACAAAACUAUCAAAAGAGAGAGAGCCACAAUGAUGGAGUUCAAUGUAGGAUGCAGCAGUUCAAGUAGGCCUUAUUGUUCUGAGAAUCCCUUGAAAAAGCCAAAAGCAGAAAAAUCAUCUGAUUUUGGUAUGGUUAGUGCUAAUAUGACAGUGAGACAAAACCAAAGUAUACACGAGAGGGAUAUCAGGUCAGACACAGACGACGAUAAGGGUGUCAUAAGUCUAGAAGUACAUUGUCCUCGCGCAGAAUUUCAUGAUUUUGAUAAGGAUAAAGAAGAAGGAAAUUUUGACAUCGACCAAAUUUGGGCAUGUUAUGACAAUUUAGAUGGUAUGCCUAGACUCUAUGCACAAGUUAAAAAGGUAUUUACUCCUACAUUUAAGUUACAAAUGGUCUGGUUAGAGGCUGUUGAUUGGAUAAAUCAUGACUUACAAGUUAGUUGUGGUAGAUUUAGACAGGGGAGUUCUGUAGACAUUUCAAAUCGUUAUAUAUUCUCUCAUCAAGUGAUAUGCAAAAAGGAAAUGCAGGGUUAUUAUCUGAUAUAUCCUAUGAAAGGGGAGAUUUGGGCUGUUUACAGAAACUGUCUACCGUUUAAAUAUGAGAUUGUGGAGGUAUUGUUUGAUUUUGUUGGUGAUGUUGGUGUAAAGGUACAUUAUCUGGAAAGAGUCAGUGGAUUUAUGAGCAUUUUUAAAAGGAGAAACUGUGGAACUGAGUCAUUUGUGAUACCAGCAAAUGAGUUAUACACAUUUUCUCAUAAAGUUCCCUCUUUUAAAUUGACACAAAAUAUUAGAGAAUAUUUUGAACUUGAUCCUGCUUCUCUACCUAAUUAUCAAGAUAAUGCAUUUUACAAUAACAAGGUUAAGGUCGAUUAUGAGGAAGUCGACGAUGUCUUUACCUCGAAGUAA
Molecule: messenger RNA, 1476 nt
Organism: Nicotiana tabacum (common tobacco)
Lineage: Eukaryota; Viridiplantae; Streptophyta; Magnoliopsida; Solanales; Solanaceae
Source: RefSeq, a predicted model, not a curated record